AUGGGCAAGUCUGAGGAAAUCCUCGGAAAGGCACUUCGAGUCUUCAACAUCCCACGAGAACGAGUUGUGAUUAUGUCCAAGUGCUACUUUGGAGUAGCAACGGAUGGCACAAUGCCACCAAUCCUCUCGAUGGCGUCCAACGACGGGGAUAUGGUGAAUCGUGUUGGUCUGUCGCGGAAGCAUAUCCUAGAUGCCGUCGAAGCCAGCGUACGCCGUCUUGGCACCUACAUUGAUGUCCUUCAGAUCCACCGACUUGAUCGAGAGACACCUAAAGAGGAAAUCAUGCGUGCUCUGAACGAUGUGAUUGAGAAAGGUUGGGUCCGCUAUAUCGGCGCAAGUUCAAUGGCGGCUUGGGAGUUCCAGCAACUCCAGCACGUUGCGGAAAAGAAUGGCUGGCAUAAGUUUAUUUCUAUGCAGAACUUUUACAAUUUGUUGUACCGUGAGGAGGAACGUGAGAUGAUUCCUUACUGCAAAGCAACGGGAGUCGGUAUUGUGCCCUGGUCACCGAUAGCUCGCGGUGUUCUCUCCCGCCCGUGGGAUGCUCGUUCUACCAAGCGCGAGGGAACGGAUGCGGUUUUGCACAGGCUCAUCCGAUCCCGCGAAACAGAAGCUGACAAAGCUAUCGUGAACCGUGUGGAAGAAAUUGCAAAGAAAAAAGGCACGUCUAUGGCACAGGUUGCCACUGCUUGGUGUCUGUCUAAAGGGGCCAACCCUAUCGUCGGAUUGAGCAAGAUGGAUCGCAUCGAUGAGGCAGUCGCCGCACUGCAAGUAUCGCUCACGCAAGAUGAAAUUGAAUUCCUAGAACAGCCCUACAUGCCCAAGGCUGUGGCUGGCUAUUAA
Malassezia globosa CBS 7966 is the source of this 840-nucleotide messenger RNA. RefSeq lists its product as uncharacterized. The record is from RefSeq and is a predicted model, not a curated record. The coding region runs from base 1 to 840 and encodes 279 amino acids. Lineage: Eukaryota; Fungi; Basidiomycota; Malasseziomycetes; Malasseziales; Malasseziaceae. The transcript has a single exon.